AUGAGCGCCUCCUCCAAGAUGCUCCGCAGCUCGCUGAGCCGGCGGUCGGGGCGGCAGCGCAGCAGCAAGGUGAUGUCGGUGGCCAUCGAGGACGUGCGCGACGCCAAGGAGGCGGCCUCCGUGGACGCGUUCCGGCAGACGCUGGUCCUGGAGGAGCUCCUCCCGGCGCGCCACGACGACUACCACAUGAUGCUCCGCUUCCUCAAGGCCCGCAAGUUCGAGAUCGACAAGAGCAAGCAGAUGUGGUCCGACAUGCUCAACUGGCGCAAGGAGUUCGGCACCGACACCAUCAUGGAAGAUUUCCAAUUCGAGGAGGUGGAGCAGGUGCUGGAGCACUACCCGCAGGGGCACCACGGCGUGGACAAGGACGGCCGGCCGAUCUACAUCGAGAAGCUGGGCGCCAUUGACACCACCAAGCUGCUGCAGGUCACCAGCAUGGACCGCUACGUGAGGUACCACGUGAGGGAGUUCGAGAGGGCCUUCGCUCUCAAGUUCCCGGCCUGCUCCAUCUCCGCCAAGCGCCACGUCGACCAGAGCACCACCAUCCUCGACGUCUCCGGCGUGGGCUACAAGAACUUCAACAAGGCUGCGAGGGAUCUCAUCGGCCAGCUCCAGAAAAUCGACGGGGAUAACUUCCCUGAGACCCUGUGCCGGAUGUUCAUCAUCAACGCCGGUCAGGGAUUCAGGCUCCUGUGGAACACCGUCAAGUCCUUCCUUGACCCCAAGACCACAGCCAAGAUCCAUGUUCUCGGCAACAAGUACCAGAGCAAGUUGCUGGAGGUCAUUGAUCCCAGCGAAUUGCCCGAAUUCUUUGGGGGCACUUGUGUAUGCGAGGGCGGAGGUUGCAUGCGCUCCGACAAAGGACCGUGGAAGGACCCUGAAAUCAUAAAGAUGGUGCAAUGUGGCUUGGGGAGGUGCGGGAUGAACAACUCGGACCCUGCCAGCGCCGAGGAGAAGACGAUCACCGAGGACGACGCUGCGCCGGCUGUAAAGAAGCAAGAGUCGAUGCGCCGUGACGGCGUCGACUCUCCUAAGGUGGCGCACGACAAGGUCGAACACCCGCCGCAUAUGGCUCCCCUCCAUGAGGUGCCAAAUGAAGAGGCCAAGGAUUCGCAGGCUGCUCCUUCCGGUAACGAGGGGGGCUCCGCGCCCUACGACGAGCUCUUCCCCAUGGCGGACAAGGGCAUGGAUUUCAACUGGAACGGCGAGAUGAGCGCGGAGAAGCUCGCCAUCGCGAGAGAUAUGUACGCGUCGCUGCCGGACGCGUACAAGCACGGCGACGCCGGGGACCGGCAGGUGGUGACGGGGUUCAUGGCGUUCGUGAUGGGGGUGGUGGCCAUGUUCCGGGUGGGCAAGAUCGCGCCGAAGCGCGCCAUGGACGCGGCCAUGGGCAUCGCCACCAUGGAGGCCAUGGCCAAGAACCGCAAGCUCCUGCAGGCCCAGGGGCAGGGAGGGGGCGGCGGGGGCCCGGUCAUGGUGGCGGGGGUGUCGACGGCGCAGUACGAGGCGCUGGCCAAGCGGGUGGGCGACCUGGAGGAGAAGGUGGCCGCCCUCGGGUCGCGGCCCACCGAGAUGCCCGCCGACAAGGCGGAGCAGCUCGCCGCCGCCGCCACCCGGCUCGACGCCCUCGAGGCCGAGCUCGAGGCCACCAAGAAGCUUCUGGAGACGUCGAAAGGGCAGCAGGAGGAGGUGCUGGCGUACAUCGAGAAGAAGAAGAAAAAGAAGGGGAUGCAGAACCCGUUCCGUUGGUGA
Molecule: messenger RNA, 1752 nt
Organism: Triticum urartu
Lineage: Eukaryota; Viridiplantae; Streptophyta; Magnoliopsida; Poales; Poaceae
Product: phosphatidylinositol/phosphatidylcholine transfer protein SFH12-like
Source: RefSeq, a predicted model, not a curated record